UCUAAUCGCCGAUCGCCUCCACCGCUGCGCUGCCCCGUCCAUCUCUGCUCUGCUCUGCUCCCUCCCAACUAGUCGGGAGCCUCCUCGACCUCGACCGCUCGCUCAAGCCAAGAACCACAGGCCAUGGAGACGGCGGCGGCGGCGUCCACCAAGGGCCCCAGCGCGGCGCCGUCGUGGGCGGACAUGGAGACGGACUGCCUGGUGCACGUGUUCGCGCGCCUCGACCUCGAGGACCUGGCGGCGUCCGCCCCGCUCGUGUGCCGGGGCUGGCGCCGCGCCGCCGCCGACCCGUCCCUGUGGCGCGCGCUCGACCUGCGCCGUGACCACCUCGCGCGCUUCAUGCCCUGGGCGCCCCUCGCCGCCGCCUUCGCCCGCCGCUACGCCGUCCACCGCUUCUCCCUCGCCGGCUUCCUCAGGCUCUGCGUCUCCCGCGCGCGCGGCUCCGCCCACGACGUCGCGCUCCCGCCGCUCCUCGCCGACCCCGCCCACGAGAUCGACCACAUUUCCCUCCAGUGCCCCCGGCUGCAGCGCCUGGCGCUCCCGCAGCUGACGGCGGCCGACGAGGCGCGCCUGCCGGACCUGAUCCCACGUUGGCCGCUGCUGGAGCACCUGGAGCUGGACACCAAGCCGUCCUCCUCCUCCCCCUCCUCGUUCCCGGCGCUCGUCGCGCAGCUCGCGCUGCACUGCCCGGCGUUCGCCAGCCUCAAGACCUCGGGGGCCGUGAAGCCGGAGGACGCGGCGGCGGUGGCGCGCUCGCUGCCCGGGCUCCGCUCCCUCUGCCUGGACCGCUCCUACCUGCCCAGGGAGCAGCUGCUCGCCAUCCUCGCCGGCUGCAGGGAGCUGCGGGAGUUCAGCGCGCGGGGCUGCGUCGGCUUCGACGAAAACGACGAGGAGGUGCUCAGGCGCGGGGCCAGGAUCCAGCGGUUCGACGUCGGAGGGUCCAAGCUGGUGGACGACGACCUGGAGGAGGAGUUCGCCGCCGGUGGCGGCGGUUUCUGCGACUUGUCGGACGUGGACGUGAUCGUGAUGUGAUCUCUGUCCUGGUACUCACCGUCUGACAGCCCACACAUAAACAUAAUUAGGCCUUGUUUAGUUCACCCUGAAAACCAAAAAGUUUUCAAGAUUCCCCGUCACAUCGAAUCUUGUGGCACAUGCAUGAAACAUUAAAUAUAGACGAAAACAAAAAA
Molecule: messenger RNA, 1187 nt
Organism: Sorghum bicolor (sorghum)
Lineage: Eukaryota; Viridiplantae; Streptophyta; Magnoliopsida; Poales; Poaceae
Product: F-box/LRR-repeat protein At3g48880
Exons: 2
Coding region: 124-1032 (302 amino acids)
Molecular function (GO): protein binding
Source: RefSeq, a predicted model, not a curated record